UGAUUACGUUCUUUUCAAUAUGGCGUCUCCUCAGAAUGGUUUGUUUUGCCCUCGGUUUAUACAGCGAGCGGUGUUUUUCUUCUGGUUUUGCUGGACUUCAGUUCGGAGCUCCAUAAAUGACGUUGAAAGCUGUGACAACCUCCGACCGGGACAGUAUCUUUGCAAAAGCCCUAAAAUAGAUGAUGCGACUCAAGAACCUGAGAACUGCAAAGAUCUUGUGGCACUGGUGGAAUGCCUUCCUGCACCAAACAUCAGCUGCUUGCUAUCAAAUGGGACCAGGUUCAAGUUCAGUGGGGAAGAGGUUGGAUUUAAUAAAAGCGUCCCUUGUCGUAAUGUGACUGGCUAUUCCUAUAAAGUGGCAGUGGCUUUAUCCCUCUUUCUAGGAUGGCUGGGUGCAGAUCGCUUUUAUUUGGGAUAUCCAGCUCUCGGGCUGCUGAAGUUCUGCACUGUGGGUUUCUGUGGAAUUGGAAGUCUGGUGGAUUUCAUAUUGAUAUCCAUGCAGAUCGUAGGUCCAUCUGACGGUUCAGAUUUCAUCGUGGACUACUACGGAGCGAGACUUGUACGGCUCUCCAUAACAAAUGAGACAUACAGGCGAACACAGAGCUCUCUCUGAGGAGGUGGCUGGAGAGGACAGGCCCGAAAACCUGACAUCCAGGAUUGUGUCGUAUAAAUCUCAGCGAUUCCUCUGUUCACCUGGGAAGACACGGGCAUGACAGAAACGUGUGUGUGUGUGUAGGAUUGUAAAUAGAGACUACAGAAUUUCUCCAAAGUGGAUAAGCCCACCUUCAUUCCUGCGUCUCCUCUCGCCCUCAUCAUUCGUCCUUCAUUCGUUUGACUUUGAACAGCAGAAUGUAGUUUAUCCUUUAUAACUGUUGUGCAAUGGAAAUCUGCCUCACUGAAGUUUAUUUAAUGAAAUAUCCACCUCCGACUGCAGUGAUAUCACAAACAUGUCACACAAUAAGACAAAUGUCAUUUUACAAACUCGGUUAUUACGCAAGCAGAAAUCCAAUAUGUCUCAGUAAAGUUUGGUUUGAUUCCAUAUAAACCUCAUGGGAAGCUCAAAGGUAGGCCGAGCAAUGCAUAUACUAUUUAUGGACAAUAUAUUGGGUUAGAUUAUAUUGUUCUGAAAUAUUCCCUUAAGACUGUGUCUGUUUUUGUGUUUUGUCUUUUUUAUGUAAAUGAUGUAAAUAAAGUUUUAAAGUGUC
Molecule: messenger RNA, 1205 nt
Organism: Tachysurus vachellii
Lineage: Eukaryota; Metazoa; Chordata; Actinopteri; Siluriformes; Bagridae
Gene: tm2d1
Product: TM2 domain containing 1
Exons: 7
Coding region: 20-613 (197 amino acids)
Source: RefSeq, a predicted model, not a curated record